CUCAUUCCUCUCAAGUCUCAAGUUAAUGAAUAAGAAAAUGGCUGAAGGUCAAGGGAAACUAGCAGUGAGGAUUGAAGAAAAGCGCCGAGUCCCUACAACCAGAGCCAGAGGACGCGUCAAGAGAAGGAUGCUUGUCUUCGUGUACCGAAAACUGAAGCUGGGGAGCCUGCAUGCCAUUCAUUACCUUCUUAGCAACUCCUCUUACAACAGUUAGCCAUCUUCUGAUUUCCAGUUGCUUAUGUAUAUAUCCAAACGCGUGCUCAAUAAGAUUCUGAUUAUGUUUCUCUCUUUUCUCAAAUGACUUCUUAAUUAUACAUAUGUUUAUGUUAGUAGAUGGGCAAUAAUAUUUUCUAUUUCUUCUCCCCUGUUUAAUCAAGUAGUAAAGUACUC
Molecule: messenger RNA, 390 nt
Organism: Rubroshorea leprosula
Lineage: Eukaryota; Viridiplantae; Streptophyta; Magnoliopsida; Malvales; Dipterocarpaceae
Source: the annotation of a GenBank genome assembly